This is a messenger RNA of Fonsecaea multimorphosa CBS 102226, 1197 nucleotides long. RefSeq lists its product as uncharacterized. The record is from RefSeq and is a predicted model, not a curated record. Gene Ontology annotation, biological process: rRNA methylation. The transcript has a single exon. Lineage: Eukaryota; Fungi; Ascomycota; Eurotiomycetes; Chaetothyriales; Herpotrichiellaceae. Gene Ontology annotation, molecular function: rRNA (adenine-N6,N6-)-dimethyltransferase activity. Gene Ontology annotation, cellular component: mitochondrial matrix. Bases 1 to 1197 code for a protein of 398 amino acids.
AUGCCAAAGGUCAACGCAAGGAGACGCCCUGGUGGCGGCGCGUCCUCCUCUUCGCCCUACUCCAAGCCCUCGUCCGCAGCCUCGAAUGUCAUCUUCAAAAUGAACACGGACAUCGGCCAACACGUCCUCAAAAACCCCGGCGUCGCCCAAGCAAUCGUCGACAAGGCAGACCUUAAACAAUCUGAUAUAGUCCUCGAAGUCGGUCCCGGUAGCGGGAACCUCACGGUGAAGAUCCUGGAGAAGGCGAAAAAAUGUGUCGCGGUGGAACUGGACCCGCGCAUGGCGGCCGAAGUCACGAAACGAGUCCAAGGCACGCCCCAGCAGAAGAGACUCGAUGUGCUACUGGGGGACGUGAUCAAGACGGAACUCCCUUACUUUGACGUCUGCAUCUCAAAUACACCCUACCAAAUCUCCUCGCCCUUGGUCUUCAAACUUCUCGCCACAAACCCCGCGCCCAGGGUGUGCAUAUUAAUGUUCCAGCGCGAGUUCGCCAUGCGCCUGUUCGCCAAGCCGGGAGACAAACUGUACUCGCGCCUCAGCGUCAACGCGCAGAUGUGGGCCAAGAUCGACCACAUCAUGAAAGUCGGCAAGAACAACUUCAAGCCGCCUCCGCAGGUUGAGUCGAGUGUCGUGAGACUGGUCCCGAAGGUGCCAAGACCGAACAUCAGUUAUGAGGAGUGGGAUGGCCUGUUGAGGGUGUGUUUCGUGCGGAAGAACAAGACGCUCCGGGCAAACUUUCUAGGCACGAGCAGCGUGCUGAGCAUGCUGGAGCAGAGCUACCGGACAUGGUGUGCGCAGAACGACAUUCCGCUCGACGAAGGCCCGGCCGACGAGGCGAUGAUGCUAAUGGAAGUCGAAAACGUGCAAGACGGCGUCAACCUCAACGGCGAAGGCGACGUGGAGGAAGAAGAAUGGUCCGGGUUCAUGGACGUCGACGUCGACGACCAGGACGAAGACAACCUCCCCAGCCUGCUGCCCAACAAGCCCCGAGCGACCCCCGCGGAGCGCUCCGUCUCCCGCAAAAAGCGCGACAAAGUCUUCCACCUGGUCCGCGAGAAAGUCCGCUCUGUCCUCGAGGACAAGACCGCCCUGGCUGACAAGCGGGCGCGUAUGUGCGACGAGGCCGACUUUCUGAAGCUCUUGUACCAUUUCAACCUCGAGGGAAUCCAUUUUCUGGGCAUCAAGCAUGGCGAGUAA